CAAAACAGCAAAUCAUUCUGUCAUGUUUUCCUUCAAGCGCGAGCUCGACUUCACCGGUUACUGCUUCAUCGUGCCUUCCGUAAGUGUCGGCAAUGUGCCCCAGCUUGCGGUAGACGCACUCGUCGAAACGCUCCAACUCGAACCAAUUGGCCAGCUGUGGCAUCCUGCGCUGAUACCCAUCGUCGGACCGGCCGCAUUCGAACACGCAUCCCAGGACCCGAUCACAACCGCGGCCGAGCUCUACGUGGCGGAAGACAAAAAGCUGCUAGUGCUGCAGAUACGCGCCCCACUGGUGGGCCCUCUGCGCCAGGCGUUCCUGAACGAAUUGGGCGAAUUUGCACGUGAUCGGAAAUUCGCACACGUCCUGCUCCUGUCCAGCUGUUUCUCACACGAAAAAUUCGACAUACGAACCGGACCGUUCCGGUAUGUUGCGAACGAGCUGUACGAUCAGCUGCCCGAUGCGGCACGCCUACAGGACGACCGGUGGACGAAACACACCGGUGGCGUGAUACACGGCGGAGGUUACGCGUCGAAACUACUGCAGGCUCUCACCGAACGUAACGUGCCCGCCCUGGUGUUCUUCAUGUACGUGUCCGAGGGCGAUAAUACGACGGAAGGACUCAUGCUGGCCCGCAUGCUGCACGCCGUCAGUGGAGAGCGGAUUCUGCCCGCGGGAUUGACUGAUUUCCGGUGGCCCAACUCGUGGAAACAUCUCUUCGGCAGCGAACACCCGAAAGCGUUGUACUGAGGAAUAGGCUAGGGAACUCGAAUGAGUUUUUUGAGUUAAUACUGGCGAUAAAGUAUGCGCUAGGCAUCGACCACACUACAAUCUGUAAAUGUUCCCAACUUAAACUAACGAUCGCGACGGAUCGAAGCUAGUUCGUCUAGUUCCAGUAUGAUUAUGUGCUUUGUUUAAAGGUGUUGAAACACACGGCUAACAUGGUUAAAAAAAAGAAGCAUUUACGGGCUCCGUAUGUAUCGAAGUACAAUAGAGAAGAAUGUAAAUGGC
Molecule: messenger RNA, 1009 nt
Organism: Anopheles nili
Lineage: Eukaryota; Metazoa; Arthropoda; Insecta; Diptera; Culicidae
Product: proteasome assembly chaperone 2
Exons: 2
Coding region: 23-748 (241 amino acids)
Biological process (GO): proteasome assembly
Cellular component (GO): cytosol; nucleus
Source: RefSeq, a predicted model, not a curated record